Molecule: messenger RNA, 2968 nt
Organism: Drosophila serrata
Lineage: Eukaryota; Metazoa; Arthropoda; Insecta; Diptera; Drosophilidae
Product: endoplasmic reticulum metallopeptidase 1
Biological process (GO): proteolysis
Molecular function (GO): metalloexopeptidase activity
Source: RefSeq, a predicted model, not a curated record
UUAUGGGAUUCAAAGUGCGAAUCAGUGCCGAUAAUAUCCGUCGAGCCUCAACCUCGGGACAUUCAAGGCAAUGGAUAGAUUCAGUGCAGAUCCGACUGGCCAAAGGAACUGUUCGACUUUGUGACCGCUGAAAUCAAAAAAAGAAAUCAUAGCUAUGAAGUCGGAGGACGCGAAUGGUUCCGCCGAAAGUCAGUCGGACUUGGCUCUAAUCAACAUCCUAUCGCAACGAAAGCACACAAGGCUGCGACUGCCCUGGUACUACGCGCCAUCCUUCCUGCUCCUUUGGGUGGCCCUGUUCUAUGCGGUUGUGUAUCCUCUGUACCAUCGUCUGCCGGAUAGUGUCCUUAUCGCAGAUGAGACACGGAAGCCCGGUGAAUUUGUGGCCGAGAGGGCACAGAGACUGCUUUACAAGUACGAUCGUAUAGGUCCCAAAGUGGUGGGCAGCGUGGCGAAUGAGGUGACAACGGUGGCCUUUCUCUUGGAGGAAGUGGAAAAUAUUCGGUCAGCGAUGCGUAGUGAUCUCUAUGAGCUGGAAGUGAAUGUGCAACAGCCCUCGGGAGCGUAUAUGCACUGGCAAAUGGUGAACAUGUACCAGGGUGUUCAAAAUGUGGUCGUAAAAAUUAGCAACAAGAAAUCGAAUAGUUCUUCCUACCUCUUGGUCAACAGUCACUUUGAUUCCAAACCCAGUAGUCCUGGAUCCGGCGAUGAUGGCACAAUGGUGGUGGUUAUGCUGGAGGUCUUGCGUCAAAUUUCCAUCUCGGAUACAGCCUUUGAGCAUCCCAUAGUCUUUCUCUUUAAUGGAGCCGAGGAGAAUCCCCUGGAGGCCUCGCAUGGCUUUAUCACUGCCCACGAAUGGGCGAAGAACUGCAAAGCUCUUAUAAAUCUAGAGGUGGCUGGCAGUGGAGGACGUGAUUUGCUAUUCCAGAGUGGACCAAAUAAUCCCUGGCUCAUAAAGUAUUACUAUCAAAAUGCCGAGCAUCCGUUUGCCACCACAAUGGCCGAGGAGAUAUUCCAGUCUGGCAUUCUGCCUUCAGAUACGGACUUUCGCAUCUUUCGGGACUACGGCCAGCUGCCGGGUCUUGAUAUAGCUCAAAUCAGCAAUGGCUAUGUGUACCACACCAUUUUCGAUAAUGUCCAGAAUGUGCCCAUAGGCUCCCUUCAAAAUACGGGUGAAAAUGCUUUAUCUCUGGUGCGGGCUUUUGCCAAUGCCAGUGAAAUGUACAAUCCAGAGGAUCACAGCGAAGGACAUGCAGUGUUUUUCGAUUUUCUGGGACUAUUCUUCGUGUACUAUACCGAGACCACUGGCAUUAUCCUGAACUGCUGCAUCGCAGUGAUCAGCUUGGUUUUGGUGGGCUGUUCCCUGCUCAGAAUGGCCCGCGAAUCGGAGGCGUCUCUGUGCCAAGUCUCGAUAUGGUUCUCUAUCAUCCUGGGACUUCAUGUUCUGGGAAUGAUUCUUAGUUUGGGACUGCCACUGCUGAUGGCCGUUCUCUACGAUGCCGGCAAUCGUUCCAUGACGUAUUUUAGCAAUCACUGGUUAGUGAUUGGCCUGUUCGUCAUUCCUGCGAUUAUUGGACAGGUUCUGCCACUGACCCUCUACUAUACACUGAAACCCAAUGACAAGAUCAGCCAUCCCAAUCAUCUACACAUGAGCCUCCACGCUCACUGCGUUCUGCUGGCCAUAAUUGCCAUAAUCCUGACUUCUGUAAGCCUUAGGACUCCCUAUCUGUGCAUGAUGUCCUUGCUCUUUUACUCGGCAGCUUUGCUGAUUAACCUAUUGAGUACGCUGCACGAUCGCGGCUACUUCUGGGUACUGAUGGUGCAGAUCCUUCAACUGAUGCCGUUCCUUUAUUUUAGCUACCUCUUCUACACCUUCCUUCUGGUAUUCUUUCCCAUGCUGGGACGCUUUGGCCACGGCACUAAUCCAGAUCUUUUAGUUGCCCUGCUGUGCGCUAUGGGUUGCUUCUUUGCCCUGGGAUUUGUGGCUCCCCUGAUAAACAUGUUCCGCUGGCCCAAAUUGGCUUUGCUCGGAUUGGGGGUUGUUACCUUUAUAUUCUGCAUGAUCUCGGUCUCCGAUGUGGGCUUUCCCUAUCGCGCUAAGACCAGCGUAAUGCGGAUUCACUUUCUGCAUGUGCGUCGCAUCUUCUAUGAGUACGAUGGCUCGGUGAGUCUGAGCGAUUCGGGUUACUACUUUGACUUCCAGGAUCGUCGGCUCUACCGUCCCCUGGAGGACACCAAUUUGAAUCUGACUGGCCUAGUCAGCACAUCUUCAGACUGCGAUAAGUACUUGAUGUGUGGUGUCCCCUGCUUUAAUCACCGUUGGUGCAAGACUCGGAGCUCCAGUCACUGGCUGCCGCGUGAGCAGGAAGUGGCUAUACCAGGAGCCACUUCACUGAGGCUACUUAGCAAGACCCUGCUGGAGACGCCCAAGCUGGCACGCUUUGAAUUCGAGAUCUCGGGUCCACCGCACAUGAGCUUGUAUAUUCAGCCCAUGGAAGGAGUUGAGGUGGAUGACUGGUCCUUCAUUCGGAAUAUGUUGGAUGAGCCUGAGACCUACUCGGCGCCUUAUCAAAUAUUCUUUGCCUAUGGAAAGGAUAACUCUCCUUUGAAGUUUCACAUAGAUUUUAAGAAAUCUUCUGGAGACUUCAACACUCCCACGUUCCAGCUCGGAUUCGCUGCCAGCUUUGUGAGCUACGAUUACGAAAGGGAUGCAGCUGGAUUGAAGUUUAUAUCCGAUUUUCCCGACUUUGCUCACGUCAUGGAAUGGCCGACGUUAUAUGAACGUUAUAUAUUUUAGGUAUACUUUCUUAUGGUGGUUCUCAUUUUAGUUACUUUAUUUGUUGCCAUACGAAUUAAUUAAUCAAGUGUGUAAGUACUGCCUGUGGAGCGAUUAGAGAUCGGCGAUUAGAUCCCGAACUGACCUGCAAGCGGAUUUGAAACUGUAAAUUAAAUCUGCGCUAUCACAGACUAA